AUGGUGCAGUUGAGGAAACGGGUUAAACUAGCUUUUUUCAAAUUUACAUUGGACUGUUGUGAACCCAGAAGACGCAACAUAACGUCUGAGGAUAUGAGAAAGUUCUGUAUCAGAUGUGGCAAACUACUACCCUUCGCAAUGUUUACCGAUGACAGCAAGAAAGCCCUUCUGACCUGCGACAAUUGCACAGUAAUUAAACCCAGCAAGGAUCCAGCAAUAUUAUACGAACCCUACGAACAAAUGUUGAAGGACCUUCGCAAAUCAGAAGCCCAAAUGGGCGCCUCUAAUGGCCUUGCUUUUAGAAUUGGUCCACGUGUUCUCCAUCAUCUCGUCAAUUCCAUCUGGCAUGGCAAGUCUGGUAUUUCAGAAUUUGACGAUUUAUUCCAAUUACGUUUACUACGAUUUCAAUCGGAUCUCGAAUGGUCUCCGUGGAAUUCAAUACUCCUCACCAAGAGGGAAGCCGCCAUUCAUCAAGCCAUGACGAAUCCUUGGGAAUUGUACGAUGCCAGUCUAGUUCAGAGGUUUGUGCUGAGGAAUCUACAAGCGAAAUUGUGUUUCGAUUCGUUAUUAAAAGUGAAAUAA
Diachasma alloeum is the source of this 582-nucleotide messenger RNA. RefSeq names its product IQ and ubiquitin-like domain-containing protein. The coding region runs from base 1 to 582 and encodes 193 amino acids. Gene Ontology annotation, biological process: cilium assembly. NCBI's taxonomy places the organism in Eukaryota, Metazoa, Arthropoda, Insecta, Hymenoptera, Braconidae. The record is from RefSeq and is a predicted model, not a curated record. The transcript is spliced from 2 exons. Gene Ontology annotation, cellular component: acrosomal vesicle; motile cilium.